AUGGAAAGUGAAGACACAAAGAAGAUACAAGAAAUGAAGACUGAUCUGAACUUACUAUUGGAGUGUCUGAAGUAUCAAAUGGACAACCCUUUUUCACAAAAGGAAGCUUUGGUCACUAUUCAUUCAAUUUGUCAACAAAACAGUAAUGCAGGUGUUUACUUUCGAGAAAUUGGUGGUUUGAUGUUUGUAAGAAAUCUUGCAAAGUCAAGUGAACAUAGCAUGGUAAAAGAAGCAGCCUUAUAUACAUUAGGAGCUGUUGCAGAACAAAAUGGGACUGGACAGACACUUGUGAGAGAAACAGGUUGUAUUACAGUUCUGACACAGUUGUUCAGGACAGUUCUUUCAAAAUAUGAGUUGAAUUUGUCAGAUAAAAAUGUUUUCCAGAGUUAUCAGUUAUGGUCUUCAGUGUGUAGUACUUUAUGUGUCUGUGUCAACAAUCCUCAAAAUGAUGAAAAUCAGAUGCUUUGCUGUUCACUUUUUCCACAUGCUAAUGACUGGCUAAUAAAUUGCAUCACACCUGAGGUAAUUCGCCCUGUUUGCUCAUUUAUUGGGCUUACUCUUGCAAAUAACACAUUUGUUCAGAAAUACUUUAUAUCUGUGGGUGGACUGGAUGUAUUGUCUCAAGUUCUUGUGCAACUGGAAUCUGAUUCACACAAGACUGUUUCCAGUGCUAAGCUUGCAGUGGUGGUGACAAAGACAGUGGAUGCGUGUAUUGCUGAUAAUCCUACUUUUGGAGUAAUACUAUCCAAGUAUCAGAUUGUUUCAAAACUUCUGACAUUACUGCUUCAUGAAAGUCUGGAUUCAGGAGAAAAAUUUAGCAUCAUACUUACUCUUGGUCAUUGCACAGAGGAUUGUGAGGAAAAUCAGUAUGACCUUUUUAAAAACAAUGGGCUUCCACUCAUGAUACAAGCCUUAACUGAAUCACAGAGUGAGGAACUAAACAAAGCUGCCACUUUUGUGCUUCACAAUUGCAAAAAAAUUACUGAAAAAUUAUGUCUAAGUCUAGGAGAAUAUUCUUUUGAUGAGAAUGAAAAACAAUUAGAAGACAUAAAUAUGAAAGAGAAGAAUCUUGAAGAGUACUGGAAGAAAGCAAAGGAAAUUCUACACAGAAUAGAACAGCUUGAAAGAGAAGGAAAUGAGGCCCUUUUUGCUUCAUGCUUCAAUUACACCAGUUGCAUAGCAGUAGGAAAAUCCCUGAAUAGCCGAAAUUUUAGCAAGCUCUUGCACUCUUGCCCAUACCAAUGUGAUCGUCACAAAGUCAUUGUGGAAGCUGAAGACAGAUAUAAAAGUGAACUAAGGAAAUCACUUAUCUGUAACAAAAAAAUUCUGCUGACCCCACGUAGGAGACGACAACUCAGUAGUGAAUCUACUACCUCUGGAGGAAUAAAAAAAAGAAGAAUUCGUAAAAAUUUUACCAAAGAAGAAGUAAAUUACCUUUUCAAUGGAGUUAAGAAAAUGGGAAAUCACUGGAAUUUAAUUUUGUGGUCUUUCCCCUUUCAGCAAGGACGGAAGGCUGUGGAUCUUGCUCACAAAUACCACAAGCUGACCAAAGGCUCCAAGCAUGAAGCUCCUUGA
Molecule: messenger RNA, 1575 nt
Organism: Puma concolor (puma)
Lineage: Eukaryota; Metazoa; Chordata; Mammalia; Carnivora; Felidae
Source: RefSeq, a predicted model, not a curated record